This is a messenger RNA of Physella acuta, 1694 nucleotides long. Its product is annotated as neurogenic differentiation factor 6-A-like. Gene Ontology annotation, molecular function: RNA polymerase II transcription regulatory region sequence-specific DNA binding; protein dimerization activity; DNA-binding transcription factor activity, RNA polymerase II-specific. Gene Ontology annotation, biological process: developmental process; regulation of transcription by RNA polymerase II. Lineage: Eukaryota; Metazoa; Mollusca; Gastropoda; Physidae. The record is from RefSeq and is a predicted model, not a curated record.
UAGACAUUUCUCUGUCACAGCACAAAGCAGCCUCGGCGUGCAACAGCAAGCACGCACACAGCUGGCGUCAACAUUGGGCACAGGGCAACAGCUUUCUGUAGCUACCAUCUAGCGCUGGUAAAUAUAAGUGGCAAAAAAACAACUGGUUCGUCACUUUAAUUUGAGUUUUGUCAUACCCACCUUUGUUUAAUAAGAAGAACAGUGCGCGGACGUCCGAGGAGAAUUCUGGCGUGCAGUGCGAGUGAACGGAAUUAGAUGUAGUUUUAAUUAAGUCUGUUCCCGUCAACCAUGUCUGGGGCUUUGAGUGAAGGCACGGAGACAAAAACAUAGCAGGAUUUAAUUAUCUCCGGGUCCGUAUUGAAAAAAAUCGACCCCGAGUCAUUUUCCUCGAGAAAAGUCAAUUUUGAUGAAACUCAUUUGCAUAAAGAGGGCGCCCAUAUCGACCAGUUGUCAAUACUACGACGGCAAGUUUCGAAUAUCUUAACGACAAAUAAGGAAGGAAGAAAAAAAAGACAUUUAGACUAAAUAAGGGAGUGUUUCUUUAAAUAGUUCAAUUUAAAGUGUCCAGAGUUCCAGACCGGAUGUGGUGCUGUGUGUGAUGUGACAUGGUCCUGGACAACAUUUACUCAAUGCCUUCACUACAGAUCUUGGAUGUCUACUCGCUUGCGUCUCGAGACCCCCCGCCUAACAACAGUUAUAAUCUUCAACCAAAUCUACAGCCACCGGAAAUAUCCAUCGCUCCGGCAUUUCCGUACUUGCAGCCGCCUUCUGAUAAUGUGAACUGCUACCAACACGGUAGCACGGGUAGCUACUACCAUCAAGGCUACCACGAAAACCCGUAUGUUUGGGUCGGUGGUAGCGCCGGAUACGCCGCCUACGACCAAAGACCGACGAACUACGUCACCCAACGUCCUUGCCAGCGUAGACUUGCCGGAGAAAAGACCGACAGAUCUAGUCGCAAACGUCGGGCCCCGACUACAGCUCAGCGUCGGGCAGCCAACAUCAGAGAAAGACGUCGGAUGUACAACUUGAAUGAAGCCUUCGACUCUCUGCGCCAACGGAUACCAACGUUCGCCUAUGAGAAACGCCUUUCUCGUAUAGAAACGCUUCGACUGGCUAUCUCGUAUAUUUCUUUCAUGGCGAGUAUUCUCAACGGCGAAGAUCCAAGCGCUAUCCGUGUCAGUAACUACGAUACGAACAUUUGCAAGCAGACUUCUCUGAGAGGAGUUCAAAACUUGCAGGACGGCGAUUCAAUGACGUCGUUACAAGGCUAUGAACCGGAUAUGGACGACGGCAAGAUCGACCAGGAUUCGGAGAGUCCGGCUGACGAUGCUAGUGAUGAUGAUGAGGAAGAAUCUCUGGAAGGACAGUGUGACCGUAGUGUGGACAGUGCCUAGAGAUGAUGUCGUCUGCUGAACUCGUCGUUUCUACUGUGGGGUGGUUGUUUCUUUGUGGUGUAGCGUGGUGCGAGAGGGAUUGUUUUCACAUUUUAAUAUCAAAAUUUCUCAUAAAGAUUUUUCCCGUACACCAGAUAAGUAUUUUAUAAUUGUAUAUAUUAUGUCCGCAUAUUUCUUCACACACAUACAAGUAAGCAGAACAUAUUAGCACUGGAAAAUAUUUCCUACAAGGAAGUUUUGUUCUUUUGAAAUUCAUUAAAUUGACAACAAAAAAAAUGCAUCUCAGCAAAAAUGUUA